Messenger RNA from Hypomesus transpacificus, 2397 nucleotides. RefSeq names its product multiple inositol-polyphosphate phosphatase 1b (gene minpp1b). Lineage: Eukaryota; Metazoa; Chordata; Actinopteri; Osmeriformes; Osmeridae. Gene Ontology annotation, molecular function: acid phosphatase activity; inositol phosphate phosphatase activity. The record is from RefSeq and is a predicted model, not a curated record. The transcript is spliced from 5 exons. Bases 144 to 1577 code for a protein of 477 amino acids.
AACAAUAGACAAAACAAACCGCUGCAGUGGUGGAUGGCUUAGCCAAAGAUCAUGUUGCUGUAGCCAGCGAGCUAUGCCAAAUUUAGCACUUUUUUGUACCAAGCUAGAUAGUUCAGACGUUCUACCUCAAGUAUACUGACGAAAUGACUCCUGUAUUUUCCAAACAAAGUUUGAUUUUCAAACAAAGUUUGAUUUUGACCACUUUCAGUCUUGUGUUGACUCGCCUAUCUUACUGUUCUAUUGCUAAAGCCAAUGUUGAUUUAAACAUACCACUAAUAGCUAACUACUUCGGGACAAAAGGCAGGUAUGAGGACGUUAACCCAUAUCUCAGAGACAACAUCCUGGCCGUUAAUAAAUCGAGACCACCUUCCUCCGAUUGCAGUGCGAUACAUCUGACAGCUAUUAUUCGGCAUGGGACGCGGUAUCCAACUACCAAAAACAUCAAGAAGAUACACCGACUGUACGACCUCGUGGUAAACGAAGCAUCAAGCACCGAGAAGUGGCUGGAACAUAUCCAAACUGAAUGGAAGAUGUGGUACACGGAGGACAUGGACGGCAAACUGGUGCAGAAGGGAAGAGACGACCACAGACACCUAGCUAUCAGGCUGGCAACCAUGUUCCCCUCACUGGUGUCGGAGGAAAACCUACGAAGUGGACGCAUUAAGUUCACCACCAGCUCCAAACACAGAUGUGUUGACAGCAUUGAAGCAUUCCAGGCCGGUUUGCUCAACCUCUGGAAGGUGAAAGAUGUUGGACAACUGCACGAGAUCGACGACGAGCUGAUGCGUUUUUUCGACAAGUGUCAGAGGUUUGUGGAGGGUGUGGAGAACAACCCGAGCGCCCUGAUGGAGGUGAAGCUGUUCAAGGCCUCCGCAGCCAUGCAGAAGGUACAGAAGAAGAUGGCCGACCGCCUGCGAGCUCCCUACAGCCUCGUCACCCCGGCUAUGGUGGAGGCAGCCUUCUUCCUCUGCUCCUAUGAGUUCGCCAUCAAGUCCCUCCACUCCCCCUGGUGUCAGCUCUUCGAUGAAGAAGAUGCCUUGGUGCUGGAGUACAAGAAUGACCUGAAGCAGUACUGGAAGAGAGGCUAUGGUCACGACAUCAACCGCAAAUCCAGCUGCACUCUCUUCCACAACCUGUUCAACCGCCUGGACCUAAUUACACAUCAGCACAGGUUGGGCCAGGUGUCGGAGGCGGUCACUGUCCAGGUGGGCCACGGCGAGACCCUCCUCCCCCUGCUCUCCCUCCUGGGCUUCUUCCGAGACGUGACCCCCCUCACGGCCGCCAACUUUCUGUCCCAGAGCGAGCGCGCUUUCCGCACCAGCCGUAUCGUCCCCUACGCCGCCAACCUGCUGUUGGUGCUGUACGAGUGUGGCGAGGGCCCGCGCCUGCAGGUCCUGCUCAACGAGAGGCCCGUGACCUUCCCCGGGAUGAAGGAACCGGCCCCGUUGUACCGGGAGGUCAGGGAGCGCUAUGGAGCCCUGCUGCAGGGCUGCGACUUCCACCGGGAGUGUGGCGUGACCCCACCCCGACACACCGAGCCCCACCACCACCCACCCAGUCACAACUCUGAACUGUGACCCGGGAUGUGAGGGGCAGCAGCACUAGGCUGAACCCAGUCUGAAUACGUUAUAUUGGUUUCCUUGAUUCAGACUGUAUCUCAUAUUCAUGGUUGCUUGACCAGUAUUGAAGACUGUUGUGCACAAGCACUUAUACCACCAUGCAUCUUAGUCUGUCGUGCCAAAAUGUGCUAAAAUUUAAUCAAAGUGUUAUAUAUAACACUCUACAACCUGUACAGGGUUAAGGGGACUAUUUUUUUUUUUUUUUAGAUAGAGGGUUUCAACCAAACAAGUUGUGGUGUACACUACAGCAAACUAUGUACUACUAUUAAGACACAAAAAGUUAUAUAACCAAAAUAUAGCCUUACAUGUCUCAGGUGUGAGAUUUGUGUUUUUACUUUGAAGAUGAAUGAGAAUCUGAGUUUAAAUCAAACCAACAUUUUCCAAACCAAGAUGGAGCUUUAUACUGGAUUGCCUUGAAUUCACAUUGAAUGUAUUUCAAGUUUUUCCCUUAAAACUGUCAAUAUUGUUUUUUAUCCAGAAGAUCAGACAAAUCACCCGAUGUGUAAACAGGUAUUCCAGCACAAGGGAUAUAUUCCACAGGAACACCAGGGUUUUAAAGGCGAAUGAAAUUGUAAUUAAUUAUAUUCUUUAAACAUUGUUGAUCAUAGACUACUAGGUAUCAUGCACUCAUUGUCAUGAUUCCGAAACGACGUGAUUAGAGGUGGAUGCUGAUCUGUUUAUUGGCUUCAGUUUUCCUGUGAAGUCUGCUGCCGUGUUGGGCAGUUUUCAGUAACUGGAUUUAUUUUCUUUUUUAAUAAACUGAUUUUCAAACUGUUAA